Hydractinia symbiolongicarpus is the source of this 1021-nucleotide messenger RNA. RefSeq lists its product as uncharacterized. Bases 304 to 678 code for a protein of 124 amino acids. NCBI's taxonomy places the organism in Eukaryota, Metazoa, Cnidaria, Hydrozoa, Anthoathecata, Hydractiniidae. The transcript is spliced from 3 exons. The record is from RefSeq and is a predicted model, not a curated record.
UUAGAACCGAUCGAGAAUUUUUAAAAAAAUAAAAAGAUUCACAGACAACUUUAUUUUUCGCAGGAGAUAAGCUUUACUAGGAAAUAAAUUCUUAAUUUAUUAAUCUACAAUGCUUGGCUGACAAUAUAAUUAAUUAGCAACGAUAAUUAUUUCCCAUCAGGUUAUUCAAAAAAAUAAAACCUCUGCAAAGAAGUGUGUAUAUAAGAUGGAGAGCAUGAGUAUAUUCCGAUAAUAAAUGCAUCUAACGAAUAGUUUGCUAGGGAAUUUCAUUUGGUCACCGUUGACGAAGAGUUGUAAACAAAGAUGGCGAAAGUGAAAUAUUACGUAUUUCUUUUUUUUAUCGUACAAAUAUUUUUAACAGUGGCCAGCCUGGAAUGUAAUUACUGCUUCAGUCGUAAUUCUAUGGAAGAUUGCAUUACCAAUCAACGUAAAGCAACAUGUAGAGAUGGUUCAAAGUGUUUCGUGUCCGAAACAGAGAUAUACGAAGAUCACAAAUUUUACGAAAAGGGCUGUAAAAAGUCUACUCAAUGCAACCCAGUGGGUGUUUGCGGUUCCACCAGUGGAUGUACAUUUAAAUGUUGCGAGGAUCAUUUGUGUAACUCGUCUGGAAAUUUAAAGCGAAAUUAUCUACUAUUCUUAGCUGCAAUAAUCCUGUCGCUUAUUGUGACACAAAACUAAAUACGACAGAAGCACGUUUCUUUGUAUCAUAAGUCAUAUUGAACUAUUUGGCAAACUGAAAAAGAAUAUCGGAUGACUAUUAAUCCAAGAAGUAGUAUGAAUCAACCUUGGAUUAUUUGGGUACAACGAUAUUUUUAGAGCAAAGAAGACAAAAACUUGCAAAAUAUCAGAAAUGGUAAUAAAAACGUCGGCUUGCACUUGCGCAAAUGUUAUGAUUGGUAAAAUUUGCAAUGGUAUCUCCUUGAACAUAAAAUGAAAUGGAACUAAUCAUUCUAUGUUGUAUAUUUUAUUUUUCCGUUAAUAUGUUUUUAAAGCUUUUUUGUAACACGUCACACUGCCUGUG